This is a messenger RNA of Aspergillus tanneri, 1860 nucleotides long. RefSeq lists its product as uncharacterized. The transcript has 2 exons. Gene Ontology annotation, molecular function: monooxygenase activity; flavin adenine dinucleotide binding. Lineage: Eukaryota; Fungi; Ascomycota; Eurotiomycetes; Eurotiales; Aspergillaceae. The record is from RefSeq and is a predicted model, not a curated record. The coding region runs from base 1 to 1860 and encodes 619 amino acids.
AUGCAAAUCCCAUCAAAAGACCGGAUCGAGCCUGGCUCCUUCAAUGUCCCCAUAGGCAAAUUUCCCGAGACCUGCUCGGCUACUGCCGUCGACGCCGACAAGGUCGCCUCUGAUGUGGUUUCAAAGCUCAACGUCGCUCUGUCUCAGAAAGAUUUCAAAAGCAUCACUAAUUUAUUUCUGGAGGAAAGCUACUGGCGGGACCAUCUGUGCCUGUCGCUGGAUUACCGCACAGUGAAGGGCAGAGAAAAUAUCAUCUCUUUUCUCAGUGAGAAUCCCCGAAUUGUCAGGCUAGAGCUGGAUAAGUCGUCCGCCUUUCGGGCUCCCCACAUCGGUCCCAUCGAUGCAUUUGGAGAGGUCACCGGCGUCGAGUUCUUUGUGGCCGUCGCUAGCGACAUAGGAACCGGGAAAGGCGUGGUACGUCUGGCGGAGAAGGACGGGGACUGGAAGAUUUUCACGCUCUUCACGUCCCUACAGGAGAUAAACGGGCAUGAAGAGUUGACACACAACCGGAGACCCGUGGGGGUACAGCAUGGUGAACAGCACGAACGGAAGAACUGGCAGGACCGACGGACCUCGGAGAUUAACCUGGAAGAGAAAAAUCCGAAAGUGUUGAUCGUGGGCGCGGGCCAAGCGGGCCUUGCAAUUGCUGCCCGGCUCAAAAUGCUCGAUGUUGACGCCUUAAUCAUCGACGAGAAAGAUCGCGUUGGGGAUAACUGGCGCUCUCGGUACCAUCAACUGGUGCUGCAUGACCCGGUGUGGUUUGACCAUAUGCCGUAUCUCCAGUUUCCGCCCAACUGGCCUAUUUUCACCGCCAAAGACAAACUAGCCGAGUUCUUUGAAUGUUACGCCAAAUUGCUCGAGUUGAACGUGUGGACGAAGACCAAGCUGUUGUCUUCAUCGUGGAGCGACGCAGAUAAUCUGUGGACGAUUGAACUCCAGCGACGGAAGGAAGAUGGGUCCGUUGAGACCCGCACCGUAUACCCGCGCCAUAUUAUCCAGGCCACGGGCCACUCGGGGAAAAAGUACGUCCCAGAGAUCAAGGGGACGGACACGUUCCAGGGGACUCGCAUUUGCCAUAGCUCAGACUUCCCUGGUGCCGAUCCCAAGUCGCAUGGCAAAAAGGCCGUGGUGGUUGGAUCCUGCAACUCGGGACACGACAUCGCGCAGGAUUAUUAUGAGAAAGGAUACAACGUGACCAUGGUGCAGCGCAGCUCGACCUGCGUAGUCUCGUCGUCGUCGAUAACAGACAUCGCUCUGAAGGGAGUGUACGACGAAACUGGCCCGCCUGUCGAGGAUGCCGAUCUAUGGCUGUGGAGCAUCCCAGUGGAACUAUUCAAGGCCCAGCAGGUCAAACUGACGGCGGUACAGAACCAAAAUGACAAGGCGACGUUGGACGGACUGGAGAAGGCGGGAUUCAAGGUCGACCGAGGCCCCGACGAUGCCGGUCUAUUAAUCAAGUACUUCCAGCGUGGCGGGGGGUAUUACAUCGACGUGGGCGCCAGUCAACUCAUCGCGGACGGCAAGAUCAAAGUCAAACAGGGCCAGGAGAUCACCGAAAUCCUGCCGCAUGGGUUGAGAUUCGCUGACGGAUCCGAAUUGGAGGCGGACGAGAUCGUUCUCGCGACGGGGUACCAGAACAUGCGGACGCAGGCGCGGAUCAUCUUCGGCGAUUCGGUGGCCGAUCGGCUUGGAGAUGUGUGGGGACUGAACCAAGAGGGUGAGUUCCGCUCGAUCUGGCAACACAGUGGACAUCCCGGAUUUUGGUUCGUGGGGGGGAAUCUGGCGUUGUGUCGGUAUUAUUCGCGAUUGUUGGCAUUACAGAUCAAGCUGGUUGAAUUGGAUGUGCUCCGCAGGGCGUGA